GAGUGCUCCCCAUGUCCAGCUGAUCGCCAGAGCCUGGAGAUCAGCAACCGGAGAGGGAGGAUCCAGGCAGUUCGACCCUCUGCACCGUGUUGAGAUUUUCAGUUUCUCAGCGGACUCGACCUACACCGCGCGACUGUGUGUGCGUGUGUCGUAGCAAACCCUGGAUGAAAACCUCUCAAUUGUGUGCGACCAGAUCAGCGCUGCAGACAAGCGAGGGAAUGGACUAGUUAUUUUUAAAGGAAGCUAACCGAACAGCUUUACAGCCGUGUGGAGUCGGUACAUCUCGCAUCAGCGUGAAUAGCACUAUGACUGAUGGGGACUAUGAUUAUCUGAUCAAGCUCCUGGCUCUUGGAGACUCGGGAGUUGGUAAGACCACGUUUCUGUACAGAUACACAGAGAAUAAAUUCAACCCCAAGUUUGUCACCACAGUGGGAAUUGACUUCCGAGAAAAGAGACUGGAACAUUAUGUUGGAGGACUGAACAGUAAAACAAACAAUCCUUUUAAAAUCCAUCUCCAACUGUGGGAUACAGCCGGGCAGGAAAGAUUUCGAAGCCUCACUACAGCCUUUUUCAGGGAUGCCAUGGGAUUUUUAUUGGUCUUUGACCUAACGAGUCAACAGAGUUUUCUGAAUGUGAGAAACUGGAUAAGCCAACUUCAAGCAAAUGCGUAUUGUGAAAAUCCUGACGUGGUUUUAAUUGGAAAUAAGGCGGAUUUGUCCGAUCAGAGAGAGGUGCAGGAGUAUCAAGCCAAAGAACUAGCAGAAAAAUACGGAAUUCCCUACUUUGAAACGAGUGCUGCCACUGGAGCUGGCAUUGAUCAAGCUAUAAUCGCAUUGCUGGACUUAAUAAUGAAACGCAUGGAUCAGUGUGUCGAUAAGAGCCAAAUACCUGAUUCAGUCAAUGGAGGAUCUGCCCAAAAACUUGAACCUACUGAUCCAAAUGGGAAAAAGUGUGCCUGCUAGAAAACAACUUCAUCAAAGCUAGAAAGAAUUUUUUGCAUGUGCAAAUGUUUUCUCCAGAAAGUUUAUUUUCCUAUAUCAUUGUAUUGUUUUCUUUUAAUUUUCUCCCAGCCAUCUUCAGUAGUAACUUAUUAUUGUAGAUGGGACUGUUGGGUGGUGCCGUCUUGAAGUUGAUAAAUUGCAGUUAGAAAAUUUGACUUACGGAUAUAUACCUCAAUAAAGUGUAUAAUUGCCCAGCCAAAUUAACAGCACUUAUGCUACUUCUGAUAACCUGUUGAUGCUGCCUACUGGCUACAUGAAUUUUUUAAGAAAUGUUUUCUCUUAUAGAAAGAUAACUCAUCCAUUCAAAAUAAGGCCAUCAUACUGUAAAAAGCAGCAACUAACUGACCCAUGAAGUAACCAAUGUUUAAAUCUAAAUGAAAUUUUGAGAAAAUGUCCAUGAAAGAACAUUGGCAAUUUUAAUUAAAUUUUGGGACUCCCUUUGAAGAGAUCCGUACCUCUUUUGGUGUAGUACCUUUGAAGUAUGAUCUUAGCUUAUUUUUGUCCUUCCCCAAACUUCUGUUGACAAAAUACUUCAAUGUUCAUUCAUUCCCCAAAGUUGAAGUUGAUAAAGUUGAUUGCAGCCUGGUUCAUAGCCUUCCACCUUAGUGUCAAUGUAAUGAGAACAAGUUUAUUAUUGCAACAAUAUAAAACAUUUCUAAGUCUUUCCUUUCAA
Molecule: messenger RNA, 1674 nt
Organism: Stegostoma tigrinum
Lineage: Eukaryota; Metazoa; Chordata; Chondrichthyes; Orectolobiformes; Stegostomatidae
Gene: rab27b
Product: RAB27B, member RAS oncogene family
Exons: 6
Coding region: 306-962 (218 amino acids)
Biological process (GO): positive regulation of exocytosis; melanosome transport
Cellular component (GO): melanosome; secretory granule
Molecular function (GO): GTPase activity; GTP binding
Source: RefSeq, a predicted model, not a curated record